Molecule: messenger RNA, 2184 nt
Organism: Tigriopus californicus
Lineage: Eukaryota; Metazoa; Arthropoda; Copepoda; Harpacticoida; Harpacticidae
Product: CREB-regulated transcription coactivator 1-like
Exons: 8
Coding region: 601-2184 (527 amino acids)
Biological process (GO): positive regulation of transcription by RNA polymerase II; protein homotetramerization
Cellular component (GO): cytoplasm; nucleus
Molecular function (GO): cAMP response element binding protein binding
Source: RefSeq, a predicted model, not a curated record
CCUCCCAAUACUCAGUUGUGUGUCAUGUACAAGGCAAGAGAGUAGUAGAGCGUCUUGCUAUCUCCAAAGGUGAGCUCCUGGUGAACUUCUAGCUGGAUGGGUCCGAGGUACAUUGGAGAGCGAGCGGCGAGUUCCAAGUGUGAGUGGGUUCCUUCCCAAGAUGCGGGCACUCCAACCUUGUAGUACAUGUGCUUCUACUGAACCGAACACCGAACUCACUCCUUGAAGCAAUGCAAUCCGCCAACGAACCAGAAGGAAGUAAGCGCUAGGCCUAGGAGAGGAUUGAGGAGUUACAUUUGCCAGCCGUCGAGUGCUCGCCCGUGUUUCUCACUCACUCACUCGCUCGGUUCUUGUUCAGAGUCUUCGCCCUCACCUCCAUUACUUGGAGUUCACGACGCCUGGCGGCGCUGCGGUGUUGACUUGCUCAAGUCGUUGAAUUGUGGCCUUCCUUGCCAGGCCCUCGCGAGUUCUGCUGAAAAUUCUAAACUUCUUUUACGACUUUGUUCCUAGUGCUGGCCGAGGCAGUAGUGUCAAUAGAAAAGUAGUCAUUGAGUGUGGCACAGAAGAGGCAGAAAAGUUUGGAACAAGCAAAACAUCAACAUGGCGUCAGGUCAAAACAUAUCCCCUUCACCAGGGACACCAGAUCAUGGGGGUGGGGGAGUGAUGGGCAUGGGUGGGGGUGCCAGUGGCGCGUCGUCGGCCACCAACCCACGGAAGUUCAGUGAAAAAAUCGCUCUCCACAAACAGAGAGAGGCCGAAGAAAAGAAAGAAUUCGAAAAAAUGAUGAACGAACUCAAGGCUGUCAAAGGACCGUCACCACAAAGGACUGUGAAUAGUGGAAACAUGUUGAAUCAAACCAGUUCGCCCAUUAACAUGGGCGCCAAUGCUGGACCCGGUGGAGGUUACAACAUGUCCCACCACCAAACCACAGCUAACGCUCACCAACGACAUCUAUCGCCCCAUAUGCCCAGUGGGGUGAUACGCCACGGCUCCCUACCCAAUGUUAAUGCAGCCAUGGGUCUACAAAUGCCUCCACACAUACAACAUGUCAUCUCCUCAGAGGAAUUUCCUCUCAUCCUCAACUCUCAGAAUGGCGGGGUGAACGCCACGCUUGGUCUCAGUGGCAGUCACGUCUCGGUUCGGGACACCGUUCAAGGUACGUCCACCGGGCCCAUUCGGAACAGAUCUAGAAUGAACACCUCACCUUAUGGGUCAGAUCGACAUUCCCCGGGCGGAUAUCAUCUGUCGCCACCGGACCCUUCAUGGCGACGGGUUGUGUCGGACUCGGCCAUACACAAAUCCGCCAAUGAGGUUGGAAGAUCCCCUGAUGGAAGUGAUGGAGGGGGUGGUCUAUUGUCCUUGGUGAAUGGCGGGCAAAACAGUCCGUUACGGGGCGCCUCCCCUACUGUACUCCGUAGAGUUCAAGCGAAUUCUCAACACCGAUUGCAACAGCAGCAACAGCAACAGCAACAACACCAUCAUCAUCAAAUGUCCAAUUCCUCGCCGUCUCACAACCAGGUGCCCUCAACCUCCAUGAAUGAGUCUGAUGUACAAAGUAUGGAUCACACGUCCAAUUUUCUAUUGCCUCAAGACAAAGAUGGACCGGACAAAAACAAUCCGGGUUCAUUGCCAGAUUUGACCAAUUUCCAUGUGAAUGCCUCUCCUCUUUCUGGUCACCAAGCAAUGGAAAACGAGGACCAAGGAUCCUACAGUUCGAGUCCUGCCACGGGCAACAGCCCAGGUACCAUGGCGGGUACUCAGUGGAGCCCUGGGACGGUCCCCAGCAGUCCUCACAGUCCCAUUCUGACCGUGAGUACGGCUCCACCCGACCCGCAUAUCAACACGUCCCCCCUCCCAACCACCCCCAUUCCUAUCAGUCAGUUCCAAAAUCACGAGCAAGUGUUUUUCCCCAACUCCUUGCCCAAUGUGUCCAUGAUGGGCAUGAAUCCGGUUGUCACGGGGAACCAGUAUUUUGCAGACAAACAGGGUUGCCUACAAUCCACAGCUAGUUUGCCUGUUACCCCAUGGCUGCACAAACGUUACCCACAUUUGGCGCAUUCACCUUCACCUAUUAUUCACGAAUCCGCAGACAACCUCUUCUUUGGGCGGGAUGACUUUAGCGUCCAACAGCCCUUGAGGUCAAUGGGUUCAGUACCUGCCACCGUUGUUAAUAACGUCACUUGA